Cheilinus undulatus (humphead wrasse) is the source of this 5407-nucleotide messenger RNA. RefSeq names its product roundabout, axon guidance receptor, homolog 3 (Drosophila) (gene robo3). Gene Ontology annotation, molecular function: protein binding. Bases 481 to 4710 code for a protein of 1409 amino acids. The transcript has 28 exons. NCBI's taxonomy places the organism in Eukaryota, Metazoa, Chordata, Actinopteri, Labriformes, Labridae. Gene Ontology annotation, biological process: cell-cell adhesion; axon guidance. Gene Ontology annotation, cellular component: axon; plasma membrane. The record is from RefSeq and is a predicted model, not a curated record.
UGCUAGCGGAGCAGAUGAACAGAGGCAGUGGAGCAGAGAUGGAGCUCUGCCUUUAAAAAGUGGACUUGAAACUCUCUCAGACAUGAUUUUACGCACUUUGGGUCUAUUUUUCCCUUUAAAGAAGCUGCUGUGAACAUUUUUCCCUCCGCUGAGAUUUAAAUUGGCUCUGCCCGGGCGCUGCUGCCACUCUCAGCCGCCUCUCCUCUCAUCACCUGCGGGUUGCUCUCCUCGGACUCUCCGCUGGGAUUAUCGGAGGUAGACUUGGAGAAAGAAAGAAAGUUCCUGUGUGAGGAUGUUUGAGUCUCUGAUUUAAUCCUGCAGCAGAAGAGAUGCUGCCUGUGGAGUUUGAAGGUGUUUGCAGAGAUUUGAUCCCGUAGAUAGACUGCAGAUCGUUUCUGUUUGGAUUUAUCAUUUCUGCUGCUGCUGCUGCUGCUGGACGGACAGCCUCACUCACAAACUGGGACCAAACCUGAGUUUAUAAUGGAGUACCAUCACUCUCUGCUUCCUCUACUGGUUUUAUUUCUUCUAACAACUUUGGCACAUGCAUCUCGGCCGAGGUUAGAGGAUGCAGCUCCUCGGAUUGUCGAACAUCCGUCUGAUCUAAUCGUGUCCAAAGGCGAGCCGGCCACCCUCAACUGUAAAGCAGAGGGACGGCCGACCCCGAUGGUGGAAUGGUACAAAGACGGCGAGAGGGUGGAGACGGAUCGGGAAGACCCUCGAUCUCAUCGGAUGCUCUUACCCAGCGGCUCCCUCUUCUUCCUGAGAAUCGUGCACGGACGGAGGAGCAAGCCGGACGAAGGCGUGUACGUGUGCGUGGCGAGGAACUACCUGGGAGAGGCGGUCAGUCGCAAUGCAUCGCUGGAGGUGGCAAUUCUGAGAGAUGACUUCCGUCAGACGCCCAGUGAUGUUGUAGUGGCAGCGGGUGAGCCAGCUGUCAUGGAGUGUAUCCCCCCCAGAGGCCACCCUGAGCCCACCAUCUCCUGGAAGAGAAACAACAUGAGGGUCAAUGACAGAGACGAGAGGAUCACUAUCCGAGGAGGAAAGUUGAUGAUUUCCAACACCAGGAAAAGUGAUGCUGGCAUGUAUGUUUGUGUUGGAACCAACAUGGUGGGGGAGAAAGACAGCGAUCCGGCUGAACUGGUGGUGUUUGAGCGUCCCGUCUUCAUCAAACAGCCGGUGAACCAGGUGGUGUUAGCAGACGACACGGUGGACUUCUUCUGCGAGGUGCACGGGGACCCGACUCCAACUGUCCGCUGGCGGAGAGAGGAGGGAGAGCUGCCCCGGGGCAGAUUUGAGAUCCGCAGUGAUAACAGCCUCCGUCUGACUCAGGUGAGAGGUGAAGAUGAGGGCACUUACACCUGCGUGUCGGAGAACAGUGUUGGGAAAGCUGAGGCCUCAGGGACUCUGCAAGUGCACGUCGGGCCGUCCUUUCCCCCUCAGAUCGUGGUUCGGCCGAGAGACCAGAUCACAGCCCCGGGUCGUACCGUAACCUUCCUCUGUGGCACCAAAGGAAACCCUCCACCCGCCGUCUUCUGGCAGAGAGAGGGCAGCCAGAUCCUGCUGUUUCCCAUCCAAGAGCCGUCUCAGUCGGGGCGUUUCUCCGUGUCUCUGAGUGGCGAGCUGACCAUCACUGACGUCCAGGUGGAAGACUCAGGAUAUUACAUCUGUCAGGCCAUCAGCGUGGCCGGAAGCAUCCUGACCAAAGCCCUGCUGGAGGUGGAGAGUGCUCCAUCAGACCGAGUCCCGCCCAUCAUCCGCCAGGGACCAGCCAAUCACACGUUAGCUCCAGGUUCCACCACUCAGUUACACUGCCACAUCAUGGGGAACCCCACACCGAGCAUCCAGUGGGAGAAAGACGGGCAGAGGAUUCUGGGAAAUGACGGUCGAAUCAGCCUGAUGGACAACGGUACCUUCCAGAUCACCAACCUGCAGGAAACGGACUCAGGGGUUUACACCUGCGUGGCUUCCAGCUCCAGCGGAGAGACGAGUUGGAGUGGAGUGCUGACGGUUAAAGACAGCGCAGACUCGGCGUCAGCUCAGACCACAGAGCCAUUCCAGCUGCCAGGUCCCCCUCAUAAACCCAUCGUCACAGACGUGUCCAAGAACAGCGUCUCUCUGACCUGGCAACCCAAUGCACACGAGGGAGGAGCCGCCGUCACUUCGUACAUCAUAGAAGCCUUCAGCCAAUCAGCAGGCAGCACAUGGCAGACCGUCGCUGACAUGGUCAAGAUAGAAACCCACACCAUCACCGGCCUCCUCCCUAAUACCAUCUACCUCUUCAUUGUCCGAGCCGUCAACGCUUACGGCCUGAGUGACCCGAGCCCCAUUUCUGAGCCGGUCAGAACCCAAGACGUGAGUCCAACAGGCCAGGGAGUGGACCACAGGCAGGUGCAGAGGGAGCUGGGAGAAGUGGCCGUGUAUCUGCAGGAGCCGGUCACGCUAACCACAGCGUCCAUCAGGGUGUCGUGGACUGUGGACCGUCAGUCCCAGUACGUGCAGGGUUACCGUCUUUUCUACAGACCCAGCGGGGGUAACUGGCUCCUCCAGGACAUCAACUCCCCCUCUGAACGCAGCUCCGUCCUCACCAACCUCCUGAAAGGGACCGAAUACGAGAUAAAGAUCCGUCCCUAUUUCGAUGAAUUCCAGGGAAAAGACAGCCGCACCUUAGUGGUUCGAACCCCAGAAGAAGUCCCGAGCGCCCCACCCAGAGGUGUCACGGUGGCAACAGCCAAGCUCAGCAACAGCUCCAGCAUCACGGUCUCCUGGGAGCCUCCGCCGAGCGAGAAGCAGAACGGUGUCAUCCAGGAGUACCGGGUUUGGUGUGUGGGCAGCGCCGGUGGAGACAACCAGACUCGAUACUACAUCAACAAGACGGUGGACGGGGUCACGCUGUCCACGGUGCUGAAAGGCCUGAUGCCUGGCGUGCUCUAUCAGGUGGAGGUGGCAGCGGUGACCAGCGCUGGAGUCGGCACACGCAGUCAGCCGGUGUCUGUCCUCUUCAAGUUACCAGCUGAGCAGCCCUCCGUCUCCGGCAGUGGAGACAGCGGCAGCGCCAGUGACAGCGGCGAGGAGAGCAGCGUGAGCCUGGCCGAACAGAUCACCGACGUUGUCAAGCAGCCGGCGUUCAUUGCGGGCAUCGGCGGAGCCUGCUGGGUCAUCCUGAUGGGCUUCAGUGUCUGGAUCUACUGCCGCAGGAAGAAGAGGAAGGAGCUGAGCCACUACACGGCCUCCUUCGCCUACACGCCAGCAGUUGGUUUCCCUCAUGGAGAGGCAUCAGGACUCAAUGGAAGGCCUGGCGUGCUAGGAGGAAACAUGGGUAACUACCCAUGGCUGGCGGACUCUUGGCCCACCACCAACCUGGUCCACAGCGGCAAAGAGGCCGUCAACUGUUGCAGCACCAACCACAGCACAGCUGAGCGAUACUACAAUGAAGCUGGCAUCUCCAACUACCUGAAUCAGACGGAGAAGUACAGCAUCAGCGGCUCCACCGAAGGUCCGAUCUACAGCACCAUCGACGCCACCAGUGAAGACUUGCACAGCUUCACCUACGCCCAGCACAACUCCACCACGCCCUACGCUUCCACCUCCAUCAUGCCUUACAACAGCCAAACACAGACAUCAGCUCACAGCGCGGAGCAGCAGGACGAUGGGCACUGGAUCACCCAGCCGGGACCUUCAGGGGCCCAGUACGCCCAGCCGGACCGCUGCAAUGGUAAGCCAAAGCAGAAGCCGAUGGGUAAGGCUGUGAAGACCCCGUCUCUGACCUGGAUGGACUCGCUGCCCCCUCCUCCUCCCCUCGGAGAGCUGGAGCAGUGUGAACAGGACGAGCUGCCUCAUGAGCACGAGGACAUGGACAUGGGCUCCGAGGAGGAGUGGUGCCCCCCGCUGCCUGAGAGGACCUACCUGAUGGAGGGCUGUGAGGACGGACCCCCUCCUCCUCAGAGGAACAACGCCUCCUCUCCAGCCACCUCCUACAGUCACCAGUCCACUGCCACACUCACCCCGUCGCCCCACGAGGAGACCCGUGCCCCCCAUGACAUCCCACGCCUCAACCAACUCGACAGCCAGCAGCUGUCACGCAGAAGGUUACCCUGCGGUCCCGUGCCAGUUCCCCAGGCGCCGAGCCCGCCGCUCACCCAGUCCAACCCCAACCUCUCAGGCCAACAGCAUCACGGCUCAUCAGAGGCUGGCACGCUGCAGUGCCAAAGUCCCGCUCACCGCUGCCUCAACGGCCCGGGGCCAGCUCUGAACGAAGAUGGCGUCAGCAACAACACACCGGUCCACAGCCGCUCCCCGGCAGAUUCCUGCACGCCUCCAAACCAGAAAUCACGGGUGAAGAAAAAGGUGUCAAAGACUUCGGCUUACAGAAGAGAUUUACAAGGAGACCUGCCCCCACCUCCAGAGCCCCCCCCAGAGGAGGACAGGUUGCGGGGUCCUCCAGGGAGUGUGGAGGGCGGUAAUGUGGUGAACGGAGCUGUGUCGUCUCUGGAGAGGAGCGAGUACAGCAGCAGCAGCCACCAGCAGAAAGGAUCAGGACAGAGACACGCAGACAAUGAGGAGACGAUGGCGUACGGCAGCAGUAAGGCGGGAUACCUCUCCAGGAAUCAGAUGUCCAGUAACUGCUCCACCACAGGAAGCUCCUCCUCCCGAGGCUCGACGGGCUCACGAGGACUCAACUCAGCCAGAAAACACAAUGAGGAGCUGAGAUAAGAACAGCGGUGACUCUGUGAGUGUACCCCGGCUGCCUCCACCACCCUCCACCCUCCCACUGUGGACACAAUAAGCUCGACAUGAGGAAGAGUUUGGACUCAAUGCUGUGAAAGAAAGAACGGCAGACUUGACACCCUGUUUUUGGUAUUACUCUGAUUAUUUAUGAGCUCUCCUUGAUUUGUAAAUACCUGUGUCUGUACUGUUCUUUUGUGGAUACAGGGAAAGAGACGUAUAUUGUAUUUAUGAGGAUAAAAAGAAAAACCAUGUUAAAAAAAAAACAAAAAAAAAAAACAAGGCUGUUGUUAUAAAAACGCUCAUGUCUUCUUGAAUGUGCCAACCUCUUUUUUUGUCAAAUGUAUACUUUUUGGAAAAGCAUUAACUACUGUUGCACUCUCUUGUUGUGAUGGAAAAACAACAGAAAAUAUGAAGCACAAAGUGUGUUUGCUGGUCGGAAAAGCCAAAACGAGUGGGGUCUCCCCGCGCCCAUGUAGUCCGCUAAGAAUGUCAAACUUUUCUAUGUUCCUCUGGAUUUUCUGCAGCAAAAGGUUCCCGUAUGCCAGCAGACUGACAGGCUUUAUAAAAGUUUGAUUGUAACCCCUCCCUUUCCGCUCUCCUUGUUUGUCUGAGGAACUUUUUGCUGCAGUUGUGAGAUAAGAUUUGCAUAUAUUGUCCUUCAAAACAAACAAACAAAAUGUCU